AUGUUAGAUUUUGUGUUUGACCCAGAGGAGUACUCAGAACUUGGAGAGAAUAUUACUUAUACUCAAGGAAUGAACUCGGCUUUAUACAUCAACAGCUAUCAUCGUCGUAAAGGAGGUUGGGGAAAGAAUAAAACUCACAAAAACCCAAUUGGACAAACCGAUGUGCCUGUAACUAUUCAAAUAAUUGCUGACACUCAUUACUUCAAGAUAAGCAUUAAUGGAGCUACAGAUUUCAUUUACCACAAACAUCGAAUUCCUGCAUGGACUAUAAAUUAUGCUAUGGUCACGGGCUAUAUACAAGACAUCGACUUUUUGGAAUCUACCUCUGAAAAAUGCUUACUGGUUGAAGAAUAUAAAUUGCCUUCAACAAUAAUUAGAACGGAGAAGUUAGAAAAGGGAGAUCAAAUCAUAAUUAAAGGACAAGUUCCAAAUCCAUUCAGUGGAAGUAUCUUUGUUACUUUAAUGCACAGGACUCUCGCUAUGAAUUUAGAAUUUGGACAAAUCAUUUACGGUCUAAAGAUAUACAGUAAUCGAGCCGAAAGCAAUGCAUGGGUGAAUGGUAACUGGAGUCAAAAAGCACAGGACAACAAGAAUAAUGCAAAUAAUUCUGUCAUUCUGAAAGCUGGAGAUAGAAUUCGGAUUAGCAUUAAUUUCGAAGGCUAUAAUGAUAUUAAACCAAUUAUUGAAACUGAGGACUAUAUUGUACAUGACAAAAUAGUCUAUUCUUAUUCAUCAGAUUAUGGAAUUGAUUUGAUUGAAUAUAUCGGGGUAGGAAAAUAUAAAUAA
Messenger RNA from Meloidogyne enterolobii, 786 nucleotides. The record is from the annotation of a GenBank genome assembly. Lineage: Eukaryota; Metazoa; Nematoda; Chromadorea; Rhabditida; Meloidogynidae.